Messenger RNA from Lycium ferocissimum, 735 nucleotides. RefSeq lists its product as uncharacterized. The coding region runs from base 1 to 735 and encodes 244 amino acids. The record is from RefSeq and is a predicted model, not a curated record. NCBI's taxonomy places the organism in Eukaryota, Viridiplantae, Streptophyta, Magnoliopsida, Solanales, Solanaceae. The transcript has a single exon.
AUGGAGGAAGAAGAAUAUUUCUGCCCUAGCUUUAGUAGCUAUUCUUCAAAUAGAGUGGUGGAAAUUGCCGGUAAAAUCUCCAAUGAAAUUAACGGUGACGGUGCUGAUGAUUUUGAAUUCUCUGUUGGAUGUGAAAAUCCAGAUGAUUUCCCCUUCGACCGUCAAAUCAAACCUAUUUUCCCCGUUUUCAACCGCGAUCUGUUACUAAACGGCGUUUGUGAUAACGGCGAGCCAUCGGAAAAAGUUGAUAGUUCAGUUCAAGUAUCGUUAAAGGAUUUGUUCUUAGAAGAACGCGAACCGUUAUCGUCAUCAUCUUCAGAGGUUGAUGAGUUGGAAAGUGUACCUCAAGGAACCUAUUGUGUAUGGAAACCGAAGUUAACCGAGCCGUCACCGAGUACAUGUAAGAAGAGUAAUUCAACAGGAUCGGUGUUUAAGCGGUGGAGUAUUCGAGAUUUGAUGCGUAGGAGUAAUAGCGACGGCAAGGACAGUUUCGUAUUUCUGGAAAAAGGAAUGAAAAAUGAGACUUCUAAAGCAAAGGGCUUAACGGAGACGUCAAAGGUUGCCGGAAAAUUAAAGGCAAAAGGCGGCGACAAGGCGUCUUCAGUUUAUUUAAGGAAUCAAGCGGCAAAGGAAAUGGAUAAGAAUAAGAGGAAAUCAUAUUUACCAUACCGGCAAGAUCUAGUAGGUAUUUUCACAAAUGUCAACAAUUUCGGUAGAACUUUUCCUCCUUUUUAG